AGUUCGAUUUUUUCAAGCGUGUGUCACAGAUUUCCUUCGCUGAUAUCUUCAUAACUGAAUUUUGAGCCUAACUAUUGUCAGUUUACCUUCGAAAUUUUGGGAAGCGUUUUCUCCACGCGAAUGCGACCAGGACAUCCGAAAUAAUGCCUAAACGGAAUUACACUCGGAAACGUCAGAGGCAAGAAACUCCAGAGCAGCGAGUGGAGAACACUAAACACCCAAAGAUUUCUGGCGAUGCAGCAGCAUGCAACGAAAACACUGCAAGUGGCUCGAACGAGGCCAUUGCAACUUCUCGUACUUCGGAUGGCGGUGUGUCUUCGUCUAACACAGUCCGUACAGAUCACACGGCGAGUGGAAAAUCUUUAAAAUUUGUUGGCGCACACACUUCGAUUUCGGGUGGGCCGCAGACUGCGGUGCUGCAGGCUGUCGAAAUUGGCGCCAAAGCCUUUGCGCUUUUUGUCCGCAGCGCGCGCACUUGGAAGUGUCCUCCGCUGAAGCCGGAAAAUGUAGAGAAAUUCAAGCAGGUUCUUACGGAAUCGGGAAUUGACGCUUCCAAGAUUGUGUGCCAUGGGAGUUAUCUGAUUAAUCCUGGAUCUCCGGACGACAGCGUGUUGGAAAAGGCGCGGGCUGGCAUGCUGGAUGAAAUGCAGCGUUGCGAGAUGUUGGGAAUACCGUACUACAAUAUCCAUCCUGGUUCCACCUGUGGCAAGAUAACUGUUGACGAAUGCAUAACACGGAUCGCAGCAUCGGCAAACGAUGUUCUUGCUCAAACCUUCAGCGUCACGCUUUUACUGGAGAACAUGUGCGGUCAGGGUUCCACUAUCGGUGGUAAAUUUGAGGAACUGGCCGCCAUAAUCGGGAAGAUUGAUCAGGCUUACCAGCACAGGGUGGGCGUCUGUAUUGAUACGUGCCAUGCAUUUGCCGCGGGGAAUGAUAUCAGGACGGAAGAAGGAUGGAACACUCUCAUGAGCGAUGUAGACCGCACUGUUGGUUUGAAACGAGUGAAGGCGUUCCAUCUAAAUGAUAGCAUGUUCGCAUGCGGAGCGCACAGGGAUCGUCAUGCGCAUAUUGGAAAAGGUUUGAUAGGUCUGGAUGGGUUUCGCUGGUUGAUGAACGACCCUAGAACAAACAAUUUACCGAUGAUACUGGAAACAGAAGACUCCAUGUGGAAAGAAGAAAUCGAAUUGUUGUAUUCCUUGUGUGCAAAUUGAAGCACUUUUUUAAAUACGUAAUUAUUGACCACGAGGUGCGGUUGGCCAUGCAGUAUAAGUAUCUCCAGUGCUUACGGCUACCUUACCGUAUACGGACAGUGGACGUGCUAAUAACUUGACCUUGGAUACGAUUAGUUGUUGUUUUUGUAACCUUUUGUAGCCUGUAUUAACAAUUUUUAACAGAUGAGAAAUGCCGGAUUACUUUUGCACAUACAAUAACGGUUUCUUGGGACUGAAUUUAUGGUAUGGUUUGGGUACAGUUUUGAACCGCCGUCACCAUUUUUGGAAAAAGCUUCAAAAAAUAUUUUGAUAUUAC
This is a messenger RNA of Paramacrobiotus metropolitanus, 1527 nucleotides long. RefSeq names its product probable endonuclease 4. Gene Ontology annotation, molecular function: zinc ion binding; DNA binding; phosphoric diester hydrolase activity. Gene Ontology annotation, cellular component: mitochondrion; nucleus. Lineage: Eukaryota; Metazoa; Tardigrada; Eutardigrada; Parachela; Macrobiotidae. The transcript is spliced from 4 exons. The coding region runs from base 144 to 1211 and encodes 355 amino acids. The record is from RefSeq and is a predicted model, not a curated record. Gene Ontology annotation, biological process: base-excision repair.